Messenger RNA from Neurospora crassa OR74A, 1785 nucleotides. RefSeq lists its product as hypothetical. The record is from RefSeq and is a predicted model, not a curated record. The coding region runs from base 234 to 1133 and encodes 299 amino acids. Lineage: Eukaryota; Fungi; Ascomycota; Sordariomycetes; Sordariales; Sordariaceae. The transcript has 4 exons.
UCUGGAAAUACCCACGGCCACCGACACCUAGAACCUACGGACGGCCAGAAAUCCAGGGGACGAGGGGCUUGUCAAACCGGUGGUGCUUCCAUAUCAUACCUCAACUUGUUCCCGUCACAACGUUACUGCGAAGCACCGACGGUUUUUGACUCUGUUGCCGCCUCUAUUCUGACCAGCGAGGUGAUUUUGUAGAGACGAAAAGGAUUAGGACAUUACACCAGAGUAUCAGUACCAUGGCAUCAGAAGGCCGCAACGCUGGGCCGAGCGACCAGCCAGCUGUGGAAGUUCGUCCAGAGAUGACUUCGCAACAGAGCCAGACGUUCAAAUCCUACGGCCAGGACUACCAGUUCGCCGAGACCUGGGCGAAUCCCCCUCCCGAGUUCGUCGUCAGCACCGGUGUCGCCAACAACGACCAAAACCCCGGCUUGCUGGAAGAGGCGCAUCCCAACAGCGGGGGAAAUGGAGGAGCCACCAAUCUUGCGAGCAUUGGAGGCAGUUUCAGGACCAAGGAGUCUCAACAUACCGCGGAUGAGCAGCCCGAGAUCAUCUGGGUUCCGCCUAGCGACAAGCCAUGGUACAAGAAAAUCGCGAAGCUAUGGUGGAUGAUUGGCGGUAUCUCUACCCUGGGCAUCAUCGCCGUCAUCUUGGCCAUUCUCGGAGCCCUGGGCAUGCUUGAUGGCCACCACCACAAUACGCUUCCUGAGUCCACGGCCUCCGCCACUUCCUCGAUCGAACCUUCGUUAUUGUCGACCGGAACUUCGACGUUGCCCACAGCUUCGCCGACUUCAACCAACCUAGCCAAGCAAUGCACCGACACCAGCACCUUCAUCGAACACCUCGCCUGGAUGGGCACCGAGGUCGGCGGUUACGAGGCCACUUACGACGCAGCCAGUUCCGGCAAGGAGUGCUGCAACCGCUGCUUCAACGGUGACCCGGGCUGCGCGGGCUGGAUGUACGACGGUGCGAAUAAGUUCACGCCCUGCACCAAGGUUAUGGUUACCAAGGAUGAAGGAAACCCGAACAAGCAAUGUCCUAAGGGCAAAGCGGCCGCGACCUUCUUCAGCCAGAAUCCUGACAAAAUGGUUGUCGGUGGUAUUGGACCGUGCAGUGGAGAGUCCCAGAUUCAGCACUAGCAGGAGUGAACGGUCACUGUUCCCAGAUGCGUAUGCCUCAAUCCAAGAUCAACUCGCCAAUCUCAACCAGGCAUCUCUCCGUGCUUUCUUAAGCUUGGAAGCUCGCCAUUUCCGGAAUUCGGGUCUGAGCUGGUUCUCAUUCACCUUAUGAUCUAAUAAGAGACACGCAUAGAUGGUCUGAUAGGAGUUAUACGUGAAGAAUCUGGGGACAACGAAACCAAGCGAUCCGGAAUCAAAUGGGCGGAUCAGUUGCCUUUCGAUUUUGUUUUGUUUUGUGGGGGUUUCAAAGAAAAGCGCUCACGUAUGUUUAUUGCAUUUCACAGUUUGGUAGAGAGGGAUACCCGGAUACCCGAGCGAAAACAUCGAAGGAAGGUGAAGAAUACUAAAGAUACUGGUGCGAGUAUUAUCAGCGUUUAUCGGAUUCUGGAAGAAAUACUACACCAUGUAUCUCAGGUUAUGCAUAUGCCUCUGACCGGGCGGAGGACACUGUCGUUACAGAGGAGGAUGACCGGAUGUACGUCAAAAUAGCGAAGAUAUAAGCCGUCGUCAUGAUUUAUCUGAUUGUGAGUACCAUCAUGGUGUGGUCUGUGAUGCUCAUGACCAUGACAGACGGGCAAGACACCAUAACAAUCUGAUGAUCACUUCAUCAGAU